AAAGAUAAAGCCAUGCACAAACAAAAUAAAUUUGAAGACAUUUAAUAGCACUUUUGUGUAUGUUUUCUUCACGCAUAGACACAUAAGAAUUUUACAUUUUUAAACAGCCGUGAAAUAGCUAUAAAUUGGAAUUGUUUGUUUUCCAGGUUUUGAAAUGGGUAAAUAGCAGAGAAGCAAGUAACAGAAAAUGAGAAUAAUUCUACUGUAGCUGUGUAAACGAAAGAACAACGCAGAUCAAGUCAAGUUCGAUUAUGAAACGCCGGUGAGCCUUCAAACAUGGGAUGUUUUAGCUCUAAAAUCCCGGUACGGGCAUCAACACCCAAACCGCUACCGCCACCUACACCCCCACGUAGAGAAACAACUGAAGAUUUCAAGUCUACACAUGUAAACAUACAGAUAGACACACGGACAGAUGAGAACAAAAUACCAGAGAGGGUUCAAGGCUACCCAAAUCCAACGCCCUCGAGCCAUUCUAACGGAAAUAUUCCUCGAAGGCACCAUUGGUUUAAAGAUGACAAGUUUAACAACGCAAGUGAUGACGCGGAUUUAUUUACGACAGAAAUUGCAGUUGAUGACGACGAUAUAGAUUUGGAUACAAUGUCAGAUGAGAUACCUGAGCCUGUGAAACCAAAACGCAUUCGUCCUGCAUCAGGUGUUAAACCGGUUCUUUCAUAUGACGAAAUAGACGGUCAUGCAAAACAGGCUGAUGCACAUUUACUGGACUCAUUUCAAGACCUAGUAGAAUAUCUAACGGAACCUUUGAGCUCAGAUAAGUACCCAAAGACCAAAACAGCAAGGGCCAUUGUUGUGUGGCUGAGCCAACAGAAACUGGAAGGUGUAAGUUACGGAGAAAAGAAUCUUGAUACACCACGUGGUCUACUUCAGUACAUCAAGGAGGACAGAAUGACAUAUACAACUUGCUAUACCAUACUAUGCAGAAAGGCUGGUUUACAAUGUGUGACUAUUAAAGGACAUGUAAAAGCAGCAUCAUACGAACCAGGUGAUGAAUCUGUACCUUCGUCAUCUUGGUGUGCUGUUUACGUCGAGUAUGGAUGGCAAAUAGUGCAUCCUUUUUGGGUUUGUCGAGCACUUUUUGGUCACAAUCUUGGCGGAUGGAUUAAAGUUGAAAAAGACGGUAAAUCAAUGAGAAAAUCGGAAAAGGCUUCAUCCGGUGUUGAAAGAAAUACCUUCACGGAACGUUAUUUUAUGCCGAACCCCGAAGAAUUUAUCUACGAAUGUUGUGCUUCAGAAAAAGAAUGGCAGCUUGUACAUCCGCGGUCAGUUGUAUCUUCAGUACAAGAGUUCGUACAGAAGGCUUAUCUUUUCCCGCCAUUCUUCGGCGUUGGAUUUAAACUAGUCAGUGAUCCAAAAUGCGUAUUGAAUAGCAAAGACGGUUUUUGUAAGAUUGAAAUGAAGGCUAGGACAGCAAAUGCGCACAUGGUUGUACUAAAAUAUGAACUGUUCAAGAAGGAGCAGGAAGCUGAUUCGUAUACCACUCCAAACAAAGACGAAGAUGUGGCGAGGAUGGUAUUCAAUUCCAGAGCAGGCGAAAUGUUUACAUUUGAUAUUAGGUUUCCUAAAACUGGCAUCUAUAAAUUGGUUAUAUACGGAGGUCCGCACAAAUCUGCAUCUCUUCGUCUGUGUGAAUUCAAACUGGUCUGUGACAAAGAGAUGGUAGGCCGUAACUUAUUGCCUCUUGAAGGCGCAGAUAUCGGAUGGGGUCCAGGACCCGUCUCUGUAGAAGCUGGUCUUCUCAUGCCCUCAAAACCCAGUGGCCUAAUCCCUGUCAACGAGAAGGAAAAGAAAACUGAAGUAAAAUUUCAGUUACGUGAUAUGGGAGAUAAAUAUUCCGCUGUUGUACAUGGAGAAGUCGGUGGUCGUAGAAAACAACUUGAAGAUGACAAUGUAGUAGAUAUAAAGAAAAACAAACAGUUACAUCAGAUUAUCAUUAUAGUGAAGAUUCCCGAUAAAGGUGAAUAUGGACUCUCCAUUCAACACAUGGCAGCAAAGUCACGAGACAAGCAAGGAACAAAUGUUUGCAAUUACCUCAUUUCAACAAUUGCACACAAACCAGAACACGCCAAUGUAAGAAAUGCAAAGAAGAAACUAAGUGACGCAGUUGCAGAGAAUGUUGAACCUAGAAGAUGGAAGCAGCAGAUAAGUGAAAUACAAAGUUGUAUAGAGAGAUGCAAGAAGGAAAAGGUAUCUGAUACUGAUGAUGAAAUUAUUGCUGCCAAUGCCAUGGUAUGGUUUCUGACAUGUAAAGACAAACUACGUGACUGUGUGCUACGAAGAAAUCUACACGUGAUUAGAAAGACAUUGCAGAUAGUUAGUUUGUAUAAAAACCAAGACGCAUUGACCAAAGAAAUAAAGGAAGUCAAAGAAUUAGAAGAAGACAUUGUGGCAUUGAGAGGUUUUGCAAGACAAGUGCCAAAAUUAGAAGAAGCAAAUAAAGAAAUUGUCGCAUUAAAACAUGCUCCGGAUGAAGUUCAUAACACGUUCAAAGCACUUUUAGUAUUAUUAGGCGACUCAGAGAACAGUUUGGGGGAAUGGUCUGAUAUACAAGCCCGUAUGAAGUCCUCGACACACACAGUUGAAACGUCUAUCCUUGGGAAAAUGGGACGUAUACAGAGGCAGGAAAUAAAUCAAGAUCGACUGGAAAAAGCGGUUAGAAUUCUCCACAGAUAUACAGAAGACCAAGUUCGAAAAGUGAAUGGUGAUGCGCAUAGUUUUUAUUCGUGGAUUGAAAAUGUUAUAAAUGUACAUGACGGAAAGUAAUGUUGGCCGUGUGCUCAGAGGACAAUCUUCCAGAUGAUUUAUUUAAAGAAAAGAAAAUGACUUAAAUUUCGACAGUGCUUUGACUGAAAUGUGCGAGUGGGAAAUGAUUGACGGCUGAAAUCAUUUAGCAAUAUUUGUUUUUUUUAUGUUUUUUGAGGCAAGUACUGCCAUGUUUCUUCAAACAUUAUAACCACUAUUUACAAAUGUCCGUUGAAUCGAACGAUGAGUUACUUUGAUAGAUAAAAUUAGAAAGGAUAUUCAUAUCUGUC
Mercenaria mercenaria is the source of this 3047-nucleotide messenger RNA. Its product is annotated as lim and transglutaminase domain protein ltd-1-like. The transcript has 10 exons. NCBI's taxonomy places the organism in Eukaryota, Metazoa, Mollusca, Bivalvia, Venerida, Veneridae. The record is from RefSeq and is a predicted model, not a curated record. The coding region runs from base 277 to 2778 and encodes 833 amino acids.